Messenger RNA from Triplophysa rosa, 2546 nucleotides. RefSeq names its product general transcription factor II-I repeat domain-containing protein 2B-like. Gene Ontology annotation, molecular function: protein dimerization activity. The transcript has 2 exons. Lineage: Eukaryota; Metazoa; Chordata; Actinopteri; Cypriniformes; Nemacheilidae. Bases 317 to 2038 code for a protein of 573 amino acids. The record is from RefSeq and is a predicted model, not a curated record.
GAAACAAUGAAAUGGUAAGAUUAAAAAUAAAGAAAUUCAACACAAAGUGCAUGUGAUCAUUUAAACCAGGGGUGGGCAACUGGCGGCCCGCACCAUAUCAGUAUGAUCGCUGAAAAAUGAAAAGACUGCUGUUAAUUCUCCAACCAGGAGAGGGCGCUUGUUUCUGCCGGUCACUAAUUAACCGUAGUAGGAGAUGUGCGCUAUUGAGAACGUUCACCAAAAUGAGUAAAAAGAAAAGAAAAAUUGACAGUGAAAACCGUGUUUUCCAGGCAAGAUGGGAAACAGAUUAUCUUUUUACCGAGUUUAAGGGGGCCCCAUGUGUUUGGUGUGCUUGGAAACGAAAUCGGUUAUGAAGGAUUUCAAUUUAAAUCGGCAUUACGCAACUGCUCACAAAGAAAAAUACGAAAGAUACACCGAUGAUGCAAGAACUGCUCUCAUUUCAGAUUUAAAAGGUAAAAUACAUCGUCAGCAAAACCUUUUCACUAAAUGCAUGACGGUUCAAGAAUCAUCAUUGAAGGCAUCUUAUGCGGUUUCACUCGUGCUUGCGAAAGCGAAAAAGCCGUUAUCAGAGUGCGAAACUGUAAAACAGUGCGCGAUUGAGAUGGCCAAAGCAUUUGGAGACGAGAAAAUGGCCAAGAACUUUGAAUCGGUGUCUUUGUCCCGCCGAACGGUAACACGACGAAUUUCUGACAUACAGUGUCAAAUCCAAGAAAAGCUAAAACAGGAAAUAGAAAAUUGCAAAUACUUUUCCCUCGCGCUGGAUGAAAGCACGGAUGUGACGGAUGUCAGUCAGCUCCUAAUCUUUGCAAGAACGAUCACCGAAAAAUUUGAUGUACACGAGGAGCUGUUAAAGUUGGUAUCAUUACAUGGCACUACAAAGGGAGAGGAUAUUUUUAAAUCUGUUGAAAUUGCGGUGAAUGAGCAUGGAGGCUUUGCUAAACUAUCUGCUGUUGUUACUGAUGGAGCACCAGCAAUGCAAGGAAAAAAGUCCGGAUUCGCUGGGUUACUUAAGAAAAAUGGUGUUAACUGUCCUGUACUGCACUGCAUAAUACACCAGGAGGCCCUGUGUGCGAAGAUUCUUGACUUCAGUCACGUCAUGAAUGUAGUGACAAAAGUCACUAAUCUUAUUCGAGGUGGAAACAGGGCACUCAAUCACAGGAAGUUUACGGCCUUUUUGGAUGAAGUCAGUGCUACUUAUGGGGAUUUACUGAUGCACACAGACAUCAGAUGGAUGAGUCGUGGAAAGUGUCUGGAAAGAUUCUUUGCGCUGCGGACCGAAGUCCCUGUGUUUCUGGAGGACAGUAUCAAAUCGGACACUAGCGCUUACUGCAGCAAUCUACGGGAUCCAGAAUUUCUUUGCGAUCUCGCGUUCCUCACAGAUAUGACUGCGCAUCUGAAUAAUCUGAACACACAGUUACAAGGACGGUCUCAGGCUGUUUCAGAUCUCUACGGUCAUUUGACUGCUUUCAAGCGUAAACUCAUCCUUUUUCACGACGGAUUUUCGUCUGAUCCGGUAAAUUUGACACACUUUUCUGCCUGCGAGGAGAUGCGCAAAGAUACUCCCGAAUGCGAGAUGUUUUUUGCAAAGUACAAAAAAGACAUCGAAAGUCUACAAGAGCAAUUCAGAAUUCGCUUCCAGGACUUUCACGCCAUGCAGCAUCGCAUAGACCUCUUCGCAGACCCUCUGAACGCAGCUGUCAGUGAGCAGCCUGGUGAGAUGCAGCUAGAACUCUGCGAACUUCAGUCCGACCCCUUCUUCCAGGCAAGGCGCAAUGAAAGAGGACUUGAAUUUUGGAAACUGCUACCUGAGUCCCGUUUCCCCCUCCUCAGAGAUUUUGCACUGUUUAUGCUCAGUAUGUUUGGCAGCACUUACAUCUGUGAAAGUAGUUUCUCAACAAUGAAGCACAUUAAAUCAAAAGACAGAAACAGACUGACAGAUGACCAUCUCUUUCAGCUACUGCAGGUUGGCUGUACAAACUUUCAGAUUGACAUUGAUUCAAUUGUGCACCAGCAGGAGAAGCCACAGGUAUCUCAUUAAGACUAUUUGGCAUUAGGAAUGUUGUCAUGAAAUGAUCUAUAAAUUAAUGUGUUUGGAGAAAUGUAUGCACUGAAUUGUUUUUAUAUUCAGUAUUUUAUUACUAUUUUAAUUUAUUUUUAUAGGGAUUUAAUAACUAAUUUUUUCCCAGUUAAUAACUGUUUUAUAUAGCACUUUUAACUGUUCUCAGAGGGUAGUUUAAAAAUGUUCUCUUGGCUACUAAUCAAAAACAGUGUUUUUGUACCUUGGUUGAAAUGCAUACAUUUGUUUUUAUUUAAAAAGUUGGCUGUUUGAAUGAGCAUAAUUGCACAAGUUUUAUAUUUAAACUCGUGGCAUUAAUUGUAUAUUGAGUUCCCUCAAUAAAAAGUAAAUUGUAAAACGUGUCUGUAGAUUAAUACAGUAAUCUGGCCCCCUGGUAUGAAGGAGAAAAAAUGCUGGCCCUCAUCAUUAUGAAAGUUGCCCAUCCCUGAUUUAAACUAUCAUAAUUUCUGUCUGUAUUCUUGUUGUGAUC